This is a messenger RNA of Schistosoma mattheei, 1212 nucleotides long. Lineage: Eukaryota; Metazoa; Platyhelminthes; Trematoda; Strigeidida; Schistosomatidae. The record is from the annotation of a GenBank genome assembly.
UUGAAGGACAAGCGUACUGCUUGAUUUGUGGGUCACUUGUUUCUGUAUUGGCAGGUAUUUCUAAUAAAUUCAUCAUCGAAUUGUCGACAAUGUCAUCGAAGAUCCAGCUAUUUCGAAAUAUUCUCCGUGAACUUCGACAUGUUCGAAAGAAUCAAAAAGCGCCUUUUGACUAUUCACCAGUAAUGCAAUACGUUAUUUCUGAAUUUAGAAAUAAUCAUUUAACCGAUGCUCAAAAAUGUGCUAGAGAAAAUGAAAGUGUUCAUCUAGCUGAAACAUAUUUAAAUUAUUUGCAGAAUUUACGAAAACAUUCAGAGCUCGUGGAAUUGUAUAAAUCCAAAGAGAAAACAACUGAGGAAGCCGCUAAAAUGGUUGGAUUAGCUCUACCAGAAACAAAUUAUCAUGAAUAAUAAGAAUACUUACAAUAUUUUGCCUAGGAUAUAUUCCAUUGUAUAUUUUCAUUGUUAGAUAUUGUUUCUACCAUGAAUUCAUUAGAUGCUCGAAUAGGCUAAUAAGGCAAUAUCCAUAUACUUUUGUUCAUAUUGUUUUAAAAUUCGAUUUUGAUUUCAAAUAACCAGUGGUUAUCCUAUUUGUCUUCUGUAAAAUAGUUUUUCAAUAGAGGACAUUUACACACAUCAUGAAAAUCAACUGGUUCCUGUUGAUUUCGCUUAGUUUUUUUUACUAACCCUUUCGUUGGAUGUCCCAGAAUCUUAAAUGAGGCAUAAACUGUCACGGUAUCUUGACUCGGCUAUUAUUUAUUACACUAUAAAAAAAUACUGACUAAUCAUUAUCCAUGAACAAAUGUCUUGUCUCUUAACAAAUUUACAUCACUAUUAGUACGGAAUUUCUGGGUAAGAACUCGAUUUAUUUGAGUGAGUUCAAUUAACAGCUUGAGGGAUUUUAGGUAAGUAGGUUUGUAAUAGAUAAACUUUACAUGUAGAAUCUUAAAACAUUCAGAUAUUUUUCUGAGUGUCACGAGUAUGAGCAGUAACCUUGAAAACAUAUGGUAGUAAACUAUGAGUGCUGUUGUUAGAAAAGACGAAUACUUUAUAAUGUAUAAGAAAAUUUUGAGUACUGCAAUUUCGUCUUUGUUUCAGCGUAUCAAUUUGAAGGAUUAGUAUGAGUUUCUGUCGUUAAUUUAUAAUUGAUAAAAUACUUCAUCGUUUAUAUUGUGAACAGUGGUGCAGAGUCGUGUGUAGAUUCCCCAAAGUAUAA